CUGCAUUGAUAUGCUCUUACAUUCGAUCCAAAAAAUAAUCUAAAAUCGAUCAGGGAAUGGUAAAGGAGUACAUAAAAAAAUACAGCUUGUAUUCAGCAGCCUAUCAUGAACACCAGGCUCAUUUGCUCUCUCAGUACCAGGAGAAAAAGAAGCAGAUUGAAGAAUACCUACAGGAGAUCAAAGAUGUUAUUAUUGAUGAUGUCAGAGAUUCAAUGAGAGACAGAAGACAAAGCAUUGAUGCGUGUAUGACAGUAACUGCACCCAAGACACCCGGAAUGACAAUUCGGCGUACCAAGAGAAAGAUACAAGAAAAGAAGGUUGAAAUCGACCUUAAUUCUCCUGAUACAUCCAUUUCAUUUGCAAAUAUUGAAGUUCAAGGAUCUGCAAGAUUCACAGGAUGCACUUCACGUUUGGACUCUACCAACAACACCAUAACACCUACAAACACCAUGACACCCAACAGAACACAGUCUGCGUUCAAACAGACACGAUUACAGAGUCUACUUGAACAGAAAUCAGUUUUAAAUCUUACUCCUACGAGCGGUAGAGCAACAAGACUCACCAGGGCAAAAGUCAAACUUCUGGAGCAAAGCUUGAUCAACUCUACCAUAAACUCUAUGCAAUCUGUUAAUAAUAAUACUCCCAGUUUAAAAACGAAACUUCUUGAUAGAUACGACGAAGACAUUACUGCGACCCCAUCAAAUGGCUCUACGACACCUCAAAACCGAACAAAAUCAACAGUUCCUCACGACGAAUCCACCUCCGCCACCCCACAAAACAAAACAGCAGUGGGUGUUACCUUCGCUCUGGGAGCCACCCCUAUCCAAGAAGAGAUUGGUACACCAACCCAAGAAGAGAGUGGUACACCAACUCAUGUAGAGUUCCCAGCAGCGAACAGCACCAUGAUGCAACCUGGCACUCCAGCAGCUAACAGCACUAUGAUGCAACCUGGCACACCAGCUGCUCCUUUCGGUGCUAAUAUUACUCUUAUAACCAACACUCCUAAACAAUCAACUCCUGUGGCAGGAAAAGCAGAGGCUUUGGUGGUGUCAUCUCCAAUUGGACCUAUUGCCACUAGUGGCACCCCAACUAGAAACCAAGCUAUUGAUACCGAAAAAAACACAAGUGACUGGGUUGUUAGCACUGGAAAACGAAAGUUCAGCAAUGGAAAAUCUACAGUGAGCACUCCAAGCCCUGCGACCACUCCAAGGGGCACACCAGGCCCAGCUUCCACUCCAGUUAUCAAACGUCUCCAACUAUCCACAUACCAACCUUCUCCCGUCCCCAUCGCAACCCCUGCUGAGAAAGCACCUGCUCUUCUAUCUCUCACCAUCCCCGGUACACCAACCCCUGAGAACGUAUCCGCUUCUCUCUUCCCAAGUCCUGUUGAAGAGGUUGGAGUACUGCCAGGCACUCCGAGACUGGAGGGUAACCCUGAUGUUACAAGGACUCCUAAUAUGAACGAUAUUCAGGCUCCUGGAGCUCUGGGCAGGACUCCAGGGUUGAGCAGAGUGAAACAAGUUCUGGGAACUUUGAAUGAAGUGGAGAGAGGGAGGAGUGGAGAUGAUUUGGUUUUUCUCGGGGAAUCAGCCGAAAAUAACGAUGAUGAGGUGGAAGUUGGAUUGGGCGAAGUCGAGGUUGCUGAGGGAAGUGAAUCCAAUGGUGUAGAAGAUGAGGAGAAAGUUGAGAUUCCUGUCGUAACUCAUGAUGAAGAAAAAGUUUCUAUUGACGAAAGUCCUGAAGAAACUGAAGACAUGGAAACCUGUGAAAAUGUUGAAAGUGAGUCAGACAUAAAAUCUACUGAAAUCAUUGACGGCGAUACUUCCAUGCGAUCAGAUCCAGACCAAAAGAACGUGUCUAUGGCAUCAGAGCAAAUCGGCAACGUUUCAAUAGAACAUACUGAUGCGAAAACUGAGUCUGAAACUGAACCAGAAGCCAUGGAUGUAGCCGGAAUUCCUAAAACAACUGACGAUAAUACCAAUGCACCAUCUGAAGAAAUCGCAGCAAAAUUCUUUGAAAGCCCCAAAGUUCUCAAGGAAGAAGUAAAUUUGGUUACAAAGCCAGAGGACAGUGGCGACAAAGAAACAGUUUCUUCAGAGCCAGAACUACAAACAGAUAACCUGGAAACUAAAACUGAUAAUGAAAUAUCACUGGAGGAAGAGUUGCAAGCUGCUGAAGUUGGUGAUGGGAAUGAAUCAAACCAACUUUUUGAAAGUUGUGAUGAAGGAGGUGAAAAAGAGAGUGAGGUAAAUGUUGUGGACCAGUUUGCAGAUCAUGCUAUUGAAGAGGAAGAGGUGGAGGAAGAGGAACCUGCCAAGACCGAAGAAGAAGAAACACCAGCUCCGCCAACUGAUCCUAAAACCCCACGACCAGUUCGACAAACCAGGUCAUCCCGGAACAAGAAACACGCAGAAUCUAAACAGAAAACUGAAGAAAAGGGGAAGAAGCCAAAACGAGUGGGAGUAGAUAAAAAAGUUAUGCAGAGUGGAGGAAUUGAGGUUGGAGAGGGUCUAGCUAGAACUAGAACUAGAACUAGAAGUGGGAAAGAAUCAGAUGAGCAGAGAACAUCCAGUCAGGGAACAGUAAAGAAAAUAGCGGCUGACUACGAAAAUAUCUCCAAGAAAACUGUCAAAGAGGCUGGAAUCUCAAGAAUUCCGACCUUGUCAUCUAAAAAUCAAGCCAGGGACGACAGACUUGACAUGUCCAAGCGCGAACGAGAAGAAUCUGAAGCGGACAGUAUGGAAGACAAGACUACAAAUUCUGCUGACGAAAGUAUACACCUAAAGAAGAGGAUGAAGGACAACGCAGGAGUACCCCGCAACCCUCAAAACCUUGUCACAUCAGUAAUGUCCUUCGUAAACAAGCCGGUAGUUGUGGUGAAGACUGCCAAGGAGCUGGAAGAGGAGAAGAAGGAGGCUGCUAAGAAGAAGAUUGAGGAGAAGGAGGUUAAAGCACAGCAAGUUCUUAACAAAAAGAAACAACGAGAGAAUGAGUUGAGAUUGAAGAGGAUCGAGAAAGAUAAGAGGAUGAAACAAGCGAAACAGAACAAGGAAGAUGAGGCGAAGAAGAAGAAAGCAGAUCUUGAAGAAAGGAUGAGGAAGAAGGAUGAAACAUCUGUGAAAGAAAGAGAGAUGCUGGCUAAAAAAGAAGAUGAGAAGAGGCAGAGAGAGUUGAAGAGACAGGAACAGGCGGAACAACGUCGCAAGCAAGCUGAGAAAACCAGAGAAUUGAAGAAAAAGAAGCUGCAAGAGGAAGCGGAGGAAAGGAAAGUAGAUGCAUUGAAACGAAAACAGGAAUUGGAGGCACUCAAAGUACGAGAGCUAGAGAAGCAUAGGAUGGAGGAAGAAGCAAGAAUGGAGGAACAGAAGAAACUAGAAGCAGAAGAGCAUGAAAAACGACAAAAAGCACAAGAGGAAAGAAGGAAGUUGGAGGAAGAGAUCGAGAAGAAGAAAACCACUCCGAGUAGAAUGGGAGCGAAAACGAAACUUAACCUGACAGGCGCCGGAACUCUUCUGGGAGCCACGCCUACUCCACGACCCCCUCCCCGCACAAACAAACACGCUGCCAGUAAGAUACCCACCAAAGCGGGACGCGCUGUGGAAGAGGCGGUCCCUGGAAGUUUACUUAUAGAUCUGGAAGAGGCGUCCAAUGUGUGCUCGGACAAUGAGGAGGUCAGGAGCAUUCCUGCUCCAAUAUUUGCGAAGAAGGAUGAGCCCUCUGUUGAUAAACCUACAUCUUUAACUAAAACAACCUCCGGUUUACUCACUCCUAUUGCCCAAGCUCCAGAGUCAGUAGAUUCACCGAGCAGUGCAGCUUCAAGUAGGAUUCAGAGCUACAUGAAGAACAAGCUCCUCAGUCUCGGACAAACUAAAACUAAGAGAAAUCUCGGAAGCAGGAUGGAGUCAAUAAGCGAAGGCAACUCAAUGAAGGCGUCCCCUCUCUCUUACGAUCCUAGAGAUAAUUAUAAGAUCGACGAUAUUGAAUCUGGUGACGACACUGACGACGAGAGUAAACCAAAGAGAACCAUGCCUAGCUGGGCAAGAAACAAAAUAUCUCUCAACGAUUCCCUGAGAAAACAGUUUUCUGGGAUUGAAAAACAUUCUGCAAAGACAAUAUUUGGGCCGUUUCCCAAGACAGCUGAUCUGGAUCAGUUGUUUGGCACUGUCAAUAGAUAUACCUCCCGAACAAGCUCGGCUCACUGGUCCGCUCCUCCUUCAACUGGAAACUUAGACUUCUCAAUCUUAACAGAGGACGAGAUAAACCACGCAAACAACAUUCUACUUAAAUACAAAUGAUCCUGCGAGGUUCUUAGUUAAUUGAUUAAUUAGUAAAUGAGUUAAUUGGUUUGUGAAUAAUACGUCAGUUGGACAAUGCAAAUAAGUGUUUUGCGGAGAAGUGGUUGUUGGUUUGAGAGAAAAGGUAAGAAGUCAAGUCAAAAAGAGGUUUAAAUUAACUUCCUUGAAAUUACUCUACAGAAGGUUACUAUUGUUGAAUUUCGUUGAUUUAUUCAUUGUACCUGUUUUUGAUGACAAACUGUUAAAUAUUUGACAACUCUGACCAAAACCGAUUUAGUUAAGUAUGACGAGCAAAGUUUAAAUUGCAUGAAAUACAUUUGACUCAAUUUUGCGAAUUUCAAGUCGUUCAUACACACCGAUUCAGUAAUUCAUAUCAGAAUUUCUUCGGAGGAAACGCGGGAAUCCGGUUUUGAAUUGUUUGUUUGCAUCUUUUAUACUAGUAAAUUUCUGGACAGUCUGUAUGGAAAGUUGAUUUGAGCACUAUUGCUGCGCGCAGAUUAAGAAUUUGUCGAAAUUUGAAGAUUUCGUAUGUACCGCGGGUUACAAUAAAAGCCUGUCCAUUUACCGCAUUUCAUAUAUUCGGAGAUAAGUAGAUAUCUGAUAAGAAUUCGAUGAUAAAAAUCACUUAGUUCAUAAAUUGUAUUGUUCAGUUUAAAGUUAUUGCAAUACUUUUAUUUCAUCGAAUUUUAAAUUCAA
Molecule: messenger RNA, 4991 nt
Organism: Bolinopsis microptera
Lineage: Eukaryota; Metazoa; Ctenophora; Tentaculata; Lobata; Bolinopsidae
Exons: 22
Coding region: 57-4295 (1412 amino acids)
Biological process (GO): metaphase chromosome alignment; mitotic cytokinesis; meiotic spindle midzone assembly
Cellular component (GO): chromosome passenger complex; meiotic spindle midzone; midbody
Source: RefSeq, a predicted model, not a curated record